This is a messenger RNA of Strongylus vulgaris, 207 nucleotides long. The record is from the annotation of a GenBank genome assembly. Lineage: Eukaryota; Metazoa; Nematoda; Chromadorea; Rhabditida; Strongylidae.
GGGGAAGGCGAAUGCGAACACGCGGCGAGCCAAGCCGGACGAGGAGGAGGAGGAGGAAUGCGCUGGUCAUCGCGGCGAGAACGACGAAAACAGCUCAUUGUGGAUGUCGAUCAGCAGCGAACGGCAAAACAGCUGCCUUGGCUAUUUCCUCCGACAGUCGAGAGCAAAGAGCGGCGGCUAGUGGGAGGUGAAGCAGUGUUGAGAUAA